This is a messenger RNA of Maniola jurtina (meadow brown), 5994 nucleotides long. RefSeq names its product PHAF1 protein CG7083. The record is from RefSeq and is a predicted model, not a curated record. Gene Ontology annotation, biological process: Golgi to plasma membrane protein transport. NCBI's taxonomy places the organism in Eukaryota, Metazoa, Arthropoda, Insecta, Lepidoptera, Nymphalidae. The transcript is spliced from 11 exons. Gene Ontology annotation, cellular component: trans-Golgi network. The coding region runs from base 177 to 1463 and encodes 428 amino acids.
CCUGGCAGAAUACAAUCAGCUGUUUGUAAUGACAGUUUCUCUGACAAAUACAAAAUGGUUGAAAACUAAAGUUGGCAAACAAAGAAAGGCAACGUAAAAGAGGAUUUUGUGUUGAAAAAACUAUUUUAUUGAGUGAAAGUUAGUUAGUUUAGUGAGUGAUAAGUGUUUUGUGCAUAAUGCUGGAUUUAGAAAUCGUUCCAGAGCGCUCCCUAGGCUGUGAGGCCUGGGAGUUCGUUCUCGGAAUGCAUUUCUCCCAGGCGGUGUCGAUUAUACAGAGUCAAGUUGGCACAAUACGAGGUGUACAAGUCCUCUACAGUGAUCAGAAUCCACUAUCAGUAGAUCUAGUAAUAAAUAUGCCGCAGGACGGCAUCCGGUUGAUAUUCGACCCGGUCGCGCAGCGGCUGAAGAUCAUAGAAAUAUACAAUAUGAAAUUAGUUAAGCUUAGGUAUAGCGGCAUGUGCUUCAACUCUCCGGAGAUCACGCCCUCCAUCGAGCAGGUGGAGCACUGCUUCGGCGCGACGCACCCCGGCCUCUACGACAGCCAGCGGCACCUGUUCGCGCUCAACUUCCGGGGCCUGUCCUUUUACUUCCCUGUCGAUAGCAAAUUUGAGCCUGGAUACGCGCACGGUCUAGGCUCGCUCCAGUUCCCGAACGGCGGCUCGCCCGUCGUCUCCCGAACGACGAUAUACUACGGUUCACAGCAUCAGUUAACGCGAUCAGCCAGCGGCGGCAGAUGUUCGGCGCCAUUGGCCGACCUUCCCUUGUCUUGCUACAAGCAUCAGCUGCACUUACGACGGUGCGACGUGCUGAGAUCUCCCACGGCCACGCUUGGACUACGGUUGCAUAUUUAUACGGAAGGUAUUCGAUCAGGCGAGCCAGCGUCGGCGAGAAGACGCGUGGUACGUUUCGGUGACAGCUGUCAAGCGGUGUCGCGAGCCCUGGCUGCGCCCGCGCGUCUGUACUACAAGGCGGACGACAAGAUGCGCAUCCACCGCCCCACCGCCCGCCGCCGCCCGCCCCCCGCUUCCGAUUACUUCUUCAACUACUUCACGCUUGGUCUGGACGUGUUAUUCGACGCGCGCACGCACCAAGUGAAGAAGUUUGUGUUGCACACCAACUACCCAGGGCAUUAUAACUUCAACAUGUACCAUCGCUGCGAGUUUGAACUCAACGUUCAGCCCGAUAAAUGCGAGUCAAACGCUCUAGUGGAGUCCCGCGGCGCGGUCUGCAUCACGGCUUACAGCAAGUGGGAGAGUGUGUCGCGUGCAUUGCGCGUGUGCGAGCGCCCCGUUGUGCUAAACCGCGCCUCCUCCACCAACACUACCAAUCCCUUCGGCUCUACCUUCUGCUAUGGCUACCAGGACAUGAUCUUUGAGGUGAUGUCAAAUAACUACAUAGCGUCGAUAACCCUGUACCAGCCCGAGGGCACCCGCCCGCAUUACGCUGUCAACUCUAUCGCGUGACACACCAAGGUAUCUCCGAGCAAAGGUAAAAAGUUCACAACCUGAAUGCAGUCAGUUUGUCAGUAAACACAAAACAUACUCCACUGGUGUGGCGCCGCACGGACCCUCUGGCAAAGUGAAACAUAUCCUGAAAACAUGCAACCUAAGAGGUAACAGUAUUUAACAAAAAAAUGUGAUAAAAACUGUGAAAAAAAAACUAUAAAAAAAAUAAAAGUGAGUGACCGAUCUCAAGGCGUGUUAAAUAAGUUUUAUUUAAUUCCUUAGCAGCAAUGGACAGUAAAAAAAGAUUUUUUAAAAUCAUGUAAGUUAAUAGACAAGGUUUCUCUUAAUAAUCGUAAUAAUAAAGUAAAAUAAAUUAGUCGAAUGUGUUCUUAAGUUUUACAACCGAAAAAAUCUGAUGUUUUUCAUUGAAAAAAUGUAUAGACUUAAGAUGUAAAUAUUUUUGAAUUGGAGAGAACUAUGAAAUAUGUAUUGUCAAAAAUCGAAUGUAUUUUUUCUAAAUCGAAGCGUUUGCUAGGGCGUGUGUUAUUGUGAUAAAAAUUACUAAAAAAAAAAAUGUGCAAAAAAUAUUUUUUUCUCGAUAGCACCACAAUGUUGCCAUGGUUGGCUUUUUAUUAGUGUAUAGUGUUAAUUAAUUUAUGCAAAUCAUAUAGGCUAUAGUUGACAAAAAAGUUUCGCCAUUUCGGGAAAUCAUUUAAUUAUGUAUAUUAUUCUUAUUAAUUUUAACAAAAUGGCUAAUAUUUCAUAGUAAGAACUGUUAAAGUUAUUUAACAAUUUUGACAGUUCAUUAUAAUUUUAAUUUUUUAAAUGAUAUUUUCUUCUCAAUUUCCUAUUGUUUUUAUAAAACAUUUUAAUAAAAUUGACUAAGGUUUAAAAGUGGCGACUGUCAAAAACAAACAAACAAAAAAUUAGCAUAUUAUGGUAGGUGUACAUAGUUCUUACUAUGAAUUUAUUGUCUAUGAAAUUUUAAAAUAUCACUGACGUUCUAUUUUAUUCACGUAUACGUCUACAAAUUAUUUUUAGUUACUUUUCGAUUCCUUUACAAUGUUUAAUUAACUUGAUGGGAUUUGAUUCCUUGUAUUCAUUUGUAAGUAUGUAAUAAGAAUAUUCUUCUUACCGUGCAUUGACAUUUUCACAUUGGCGAGACUGUACCGGGGACGAAGUUGUGAACAAAACGUCUUAUGUCCUGUCGCGUGCCCUUCGUGUGAAAAUGUAAAUGCACCUUAAAGUUUACAUUUUGAUUCAAUAAAAUCAUACGUCGCAAAUCAAUUUGACAGUCAAAGUUAUUGGCUGCCGUAAAAAUUAAGUAAUUCAAAUUUAAAUUAAUCUAAUAUUGAUAAGAAUCAUUACAAAUUCUUUACACUUCACAAACCUUUAAAGAAAACGCUGACUAGGCUGUACAAUUUUUGGUAUACAAACGGUGAUUAACAAAACAAAAGCAGUACAUAAAAAUAUACAGUAAAAUUCAAAAUUUCGAGGAGAAUUUGUAUUUAAAUAUGUAUUACUUGAAAACUGCUGCAAAUGAAUACAAGGAAAAGAUUGGACUUUAUUGGUAAUUGAUAAAUAAUAUAAUAUUUAAUUAAAUUAAACCCUUUUUAAUCAACUUAUUUGUCUUUGCUCACAAUGUGCGCAAGUAGAUUAGGGUUUAGGCUUCGGCGCUUGGAAUGUGUAUAACGCGAUGUGUUGUAUGAGUGUGUUAGUUUAAUGUCACAAUUACACUUCGAACAUUUGAAUGGGCUCUUAUAUUUUAAUUUCAUUCAUUAAAAUCGUUACACAAUCAAAGGUCUUGAAUAAGAUCAUUUUGUAUUAUUACUAUUAUAAACUCUCGUAAAAGUUAUGUAUCCCAUACAUUCAACAUCUGCAAAAGUAUCGAAAUUCGUUGUUUUCGCUAUGGACUUGAAAGAAAAAAAUCGAUAUUACAUUUACACAUACAAACGUUUACAGAUACACAUAACAAUUGAACAAAAUUGUUUUUUUUUUUUUGUUUUUUUUUUUUUACUGAGAAUCUGUCUGAAUCAAAGGUGUUUUGCGAUUUUGGAUUCUGCCCUUACUCUAAUAUAAAAACGUUAUGUCUGUCAUUAACACCACUCAGAACAGUGCAGCAUGUUAUGUCAAAUAUUUUAUUACACAUAUAUCUACAACAUGUAGAUGAAUAAAUAAGGGUACUUAAUCGUUACUAUUGUUAAUAAUAGUGAUUUCUAAAGUUUUUCCAUUAUCGGUUUUUUCAAAGAGUCGAAAAAAGUUGAUCGGUGUAAAAUAAUUAACUCCUUGGAAAAAAAUAAUACGCAUUUUUUAGCGUCCUGUAUUUAUUAGGGUCCCAUUCAGAUGCAAGAAUUACAAAAAAAAAACACUUAUUGCUCAGACCAAAAUAAAAUAUACGCGGUUAUUUUUUAAGGAAGAUUAUUUACUCACAUAGAAAAAUUAUAGUUCAAUUCUUAUUUCACUGUAAGUUCAAUGCAAUAUUUUUACUUAAUUUAUUCGUAUGUUGUUACGAAAAUUGGGUGAGUAUGAAAUUGAAGUCAUGUGCCCAAUCAUAUUUUUACCUAUUUUGGUUCCUUUUAAACAAAUAUACAGAAUCAAUCAAUUAUCUAUGCGUUAUCUAUACAAUUUUAUGUUUAUGGUUACAACUUCGCAAUAAGUUUUAAAUCUAUAUUUUACACAAUCAUAGUCAAAUAUUUCAAACACAUAAUAUAACUCUGCCUCAUUUUUUCAGUCAAUUUUACAGGUGUCGCCAAACAUCUUGAUCGCUCUAAAGUGGUGACGAUUAGCAUCUCAUAAGCAUUUGAACAGUUUUGCGGGCAUAGAGCAUAUACCCACCCCGCACUCAUACUGGGGUGGAGUGAAUUGCUUUGUGCUUAUCGUACUGGCGUAAACAUGUGGUCGUUGCAACUUCAGAGCGAUCAAAAAGUUUGGCGUUAGCUAUGUAUUGCGCCAAUGUGCGUGCAAGUUUAGUCUCCAUUUUAGUUUGUGUUAGGGCUUUAUCACACUAAGAUUCCACACUAUAGAAAUAGAAAUUUACAUCAUUAUUCAAAGAAACUUGCACGAGUAGUUUUGAAUCAUAAAACGAAUCUACCACUACAACUUGUUCGGAAUUCCAUUCCUAACGAGUAAACCAGCAAGAAAUUCGGCGGUUGCUCUUUGCAAAUGUAAUGUCAUCAAAAGCAUAUGUUAGACUUUUACGAAAGCAAACAUUGUUAUUGUUGUAAGCGACUUUAUUCAUGGUAUUCUUACUGCAACUGUACAUUUUAGCUAGUAGUGAGAGAGGCUUUAAGGUUUUUAAAGCACAGCUAAAUAAAAAAUAUAUAGUUUCAGUUAAAACGAGACAAAAUUAUGCUAGCGAUAUAACGCUGUCGCGUGUCUUUAGUCUGAGCCAAGUCAAAAUGCGCCCUAUUGAUCAUAACCUAAAACUUGUGCAAACUUCAGAUUGGACUAUUUGCGAUCACUGUAACUUGGCCACUUUAUUUGGCCCUACCUACUGGUGACGGUAUCUCAGUGUGAUACAACCCUUAAAGUCGAAAAUUCAAUGAGCUUAUAGUACAUCGCUUACUGGCGCUGGUUGUGAUGUUAUACAGUUUCGCUGUUUAGGCAAUAUAAAACGUGGGUGUAUGGUCGUAAGGUCUUAUAUUGCUUAAUUUUAUCUGAUUUUGAAAUGCUUUUCGGACCUGAGCUGGAAUUAUAUUUUUUUUUAUUACUAUAUCUAUACAUAGUAAUAUUAUAUUAUUAUUCUGUACAUAUCUAAAUAUGAAAUGAUUAAUAAUAAAUAUCGAGUGUUAAUUAUAAUAUUUUUUUUUUUGUAUUUUGUACCAACUGUUGUGGUGGUAACCAGAAACCCCCCUUGUUUAAGAACUUCUUAAAUGUUAAGGGAGUGUAAUUAUAUACUCUUAACUCUAUCAGCAAAAAAAAGUUAGUAGGUAUAGCGCUCUCUCUGUUACGUAAUCCCAAACAAAUGACAGAGACAAAAAUCUCAGUGGGCGUUAACCAUUUUGAGUCACCAACCAAUCACAAACGAGCUAUGUUUUCGAAUUGAAUUUCGAAUGUGUUUGAAAACAUUUUUGUGAUUGUGUUCGCACUUUUUCGGGUUCCGUAAUCAUUGUUUCUGAUUAUAACCUUUUUUACAUGAAUAAUCUGGGUAAAAAAAAUGACUUUAUAAUCGAUUUAAAUUUUGGCUCAUGUCCGAAAAGUAUUUCUUAGCUCAUAGAUAAACUAUUUAUUUAAUUAAUGCACAAGUAAAUGUGUGAUUGUGAAGUUAUGUGGCUGUGGUGCCAUAAAAAAAAGUUAAAAAAAUUGACAAAUAAUACAUUAAAAAAAGUAUUAAGUAUAAGGUAGCGUACGCUGCGCCCCCUUCACUGUAUUGUACGGAUAUUAUUAUAUUUAUACAAAUGUAUGUUAAAAAAUCAAAAUACUCAUAUAUACCUAAAUAGCAACACUCGAAUAAAGUUUUUGAUGAAAAACAGCAUCUCAUUGAAGGCUAAACGAAUGUUGCAUAUCCAACGUUGAUCCACUUAAACUGGUGUAUAUGCAGCAUGAACAC